AUGAAAUCCUUCCAUAGCCUCUAUCUAAUAAUCUCCAUCUCUAUUUACAUAGUGGCUACAUUCGCAAACCGCUUAGGAGGAGUUAAUAGAUUUGGUUCUGGUAGUGCGAGCAAUCAUCAUCUAGAAGUAUCCGAUCGCAAUCGUAACGGGCUUGUCGGCGCUCACGACAAUGCAGCUCAAGAAAACAAAAAUUCAAACCAUGGCUCCAGCAAUAAUAACCAUGGCUCCGGCAAUAAUAACCAUGGCUCCGGCAAUAAGAACCAUGGAGAUGGUUCUGUUGCAUCUCAUAAUGAGGGCCAAAACAACGGACAUGGUUCACAUGGAGUCAAUUCCAUCGUGAAUGCUAUCCAUUCGGCUAAUCAACAGAUCCACACCGUAAACCGCGCGAUACGAAGCGUGAGGAAUGGCGGUACUAUUGAGCAUCUUGACUUAGCGUUCCAGUCAUUAUCCUCUACGAUUAAGACAACUUCUGCCGCUAUUACCUCAGCCAAAUCACUUGGGGAUGGGGAUUUCCAGUCCAUACAGUCAGCUAUAAAACCAUUUCAUCAAUCCAUUGGUUCACUCAUAACGCAGCUGGUGGCCAGGCGAGACACAAUAGCUCAGUUGUGCGGAUGUCGCCCCAUACAAGGUGCUGUAAAUCAUAUACGAAUCUCAACACGAGACAUGUUCGACGGUAUUAAGAACCACUUGAACCAUGGCGGUCCUUUACACGGUAGACCCGGCUUCGGAGGCUUUCAUUCCUUAGACUCGGGCAUACAGAGCUUUCUAAAUCACGGAUAUAACGCCUUCGGCUUCGGUAAUUGCAUUGACGUUGCCUCAUCAGAGUUCAGCACCUAUUACACAACUCAGACAAGUACAUGGGCACCUUCAACUAUAACAGAUUAUACAACAGUAGUAGACACUUUACGGGUAGAUUUCACUUAUAGCCCUUCGUAUACUACUGGAGGCGGCUAUCAAGCCACAGAUGUGCCUUUAGACUACGACGGAGACAUUGGGUCCUCGAACACAUACGGACAGCACGGUGACAUCUACGUUUGUAAGGACAAGAACAAGUACAAUAGUAACUUCACCAACGACCUACACAACAACACUCACGAGUACGUAUACGAACUCAGGCAGCGUGGCCACCUCAACCUUUACAAGGACGAGGACGAGCACCGUAGGAACUUCAGAAACUUCGGAGCUUUCUCCAACGAGAACCUUUACGACGACUGUCACAAGACAAGCACCGUAGGAACUUCAGAAACUUCGGAGCUUUCUCCAACUAGAAGCUUUACGACUACCACAAGUACUUACACGAGCUCGGGUAGUGUAGCGACAUCUACCUUUACACGGACAAGGACAAGCACCGUAGAUAGCUUAAGCACGGAAACAUCUACGAACCCGAGUAACACUAGAGCAAACACAGAGACAGCAUCGACGACAAUAACUUACACGUCUACUAUUACAAGCACGUCUACUAUUACAGACACGAUUACGAGUUCUGGUUCGACAUUUACAUCUGCUUCGACAACAACCAGUGUGGAUACUUCGAUAUUGAUUUCUGUUUCUAUCGGCGGUGCUUCUACGUCAAGCAACGGAGAUCUACCAGGGACAACCUUCACGUCCACAAUUACGAGCCUGAGGACGAGCACCCUUAGCGGAUCGGGGUCCGGGACGAGAACUCUCACGUCGAUUAUCACGAGGACAAGAUCAGGAUCAGUUAGCACCGCCGCUGUCAAUUCAACUAGCCGCCGUAGAACGACAUCCAGCACCGCAAGCACGAAGUCCGGUCCUGUUACUGCCACUGUCACUGUAAGCGCAGGUAAUCCUGUAAGUCAUUUCCCGCACCUCAUUGUCACGUUUAGCACGACGUACCUAAUAAGAAUAGCAGAGUCCGACAAGUUCAACUUCUCAGACAACUACUACCAGUACAACUACUUCCUCCAGAUCUUCCGGAGCAGGUAGGAUACUUGAGCCCGCACGCAAUGAUAAGGUGUUGGGAGGCAAUCUAUUGGGCAUGAUUCUAUUUCUCUUACUAUAAGCGUAGUGGGAUGGGGUUAUUGGGAAAAUCUGGCGUAGGGAGUGCUUGGGAUUUUAGUAUGUGCU
This is a messenger RNA of Daldinia loculata, 2088 nucleotides long. RefSeq lists its product as uncharacterized. The transcript is spliced from 5 exons. The record is from RefSeq and is a predicted model, not a curated record. Bases 1 to 1947 code for a protein of 648 amino acids. Lineage: Eukaryota; Fungi; Ascomycota; Sordariomycetes; Xylariales; Hypoxylaceae.